UAGGAAAAACUUAUCAGCUAAAAUUGUAAACGCCCCAUCCAGAUCUAUCACUCAAAUAAAAAAAAUAUUGAUGUGAGAACAAUAUUAUUAUAAGACUAUUUCUGUUAUAUUUCUUAAACUAAUAUUUUAUUUCACCACAAGACGGUCUGUUAUUUCUAAUUAGUCUUCCGUUUAUUUUCAUUCUAAUUUUUUUUCACUCGAUCUCUAGUACUUUACAGGAUCUGAUGGGCAGGAAAAUCUCUGACAGUGGGAUGCAGGCAGUCUAAACAAGAACAGACUUGAUAAAGCUGGAAAUGUAGGCAAGUUGAAAUCAAGUACCAUCUUAAAAGAUUAAGCAAGUGUGUACAAUUUUCUUAAAAUUCAAGUUCUAUUUUAAACACUUCAUUUAUCCAAUUUGAUCAAACUUGUAAGUCUUAUUCAUGUAUUUUGAUGGUAGCAGAUCACAAUAAAAUCACCCAUAAAGAAGUAAACUUAGGCUAUUUUAGGAUUUUAUUUUGAAGCAUAGAACUGCCGACUUCCGGUACUGAAAUGCAGUGCCGCAACCUGCAUAUAUUGAACACACGGGAAGGAUUGAGCAAGUUUUGGGAGAAAAAGAGGGAUAAAUUAGGACUAGCAAGUGAUAUAGCAGGACGUUAGUAGAACAGGGAGACAGGGGGCCUGUUGGACCGUCCUACCAGCCGCUCCUUUAGCCCAGAGGAGGGUGAGAGGCUGGCAUGGACCGCUUGUAACCUAACGGAGACCGUUCCGUCGUCGUCUGCAGCGCGAGCGCGCCUUUGUGUUAAAAGCAGAAUGAUUGUAAUGAGGCGCUAGCUGUGUGUCCGAGCGGCACAGCAGGACUUUAACCCUGCCUCAUCCUCCUCUAAGUGUCAAUGACCGCAUCACCCAUGUGUCAGCUAACUGCUGAUGAUAUGUGAGCAAACCCUCCGGUUUAAAGAUGGUAGAAAUGAAUGUGGCUCUCCGUUAAUCUGGUCUCGAGCGGAUUUUGACAUUUCUCAGUCCGGCUGUAACGUGAGCAGGAAAUCCCGAGCAGCAGACCCGUCUAUCCCGGGGGUUACAGCGGCGCUCAGCGUUGUUUACAUUCGCGCAUUAAAAAUUCAUCGUAUCUGCGUGGAUUUCCACACGCGCACCCGCCGGUGGAAAGCUGGACAGUUUGGCAAAAUGACGAGCCUGCGCCAGAGGAAAGGAAACAGGGGGAAAGAGGCGACUCAGGCUGCCGAAGUUCAGCCCCAGGAGUCCAACUGUUGCACCCAUCACCAUCCAGACAAGAUCCUGUAUGGCGAUUGGUCAUGGGGCGCUAUAAUCUGGACAUCGAUUGGUUGGUCUGUUUCUGUGGGCUUAGGCCUUCUGUGCUCCAUCUACGUGGCCAUGUUGCAUGAGAACGACCUGUGGUUCUCCAAUAUCAAGGAAGUGGAGAGGGAGAUCUCCUUCCGGACAGAAUGUGGACUGUACUAUUCAUACUACAAGCAAAUGUUGCAGGCUCCAUCCAUACAGGAAGGGCUGUCAGAACUGAUCCAUGACAACUUGACAGAAUCAAAGAGGACCAUCAAUCUCUUACAGCGGAUGAAUAUCUACCAAGAGGUGUUUCUGAGUGUUCUGUACAGACUGCUGCCCUUACAGGCGUAUCUGGAGCCCGUGUAUUUCUACAUUUACACAGUGUUCUCGCUCCAAGCCGUGUAUGUGAUCGCUCUGUACCUCACAGCAUGGCUCCUGGCUGGUUCCUGGCUGGCUGGUGUACUGACUGGAGUCUGGUACAUUCUUAAUAGGGUGGAUACCACUCGGGUGGAGUUCACCAUCUCCCUCAGGGAGAACUGGUCUUUGCCCUUCUUUGCCCUGCAGGUCACUGCUGUCACUUGCUACCUAAGGCCUCAGCUCAGCGCCUUGCAGCAGAAAGUGAUGGCGUGGCUGAUAUACGUGACCACAUGUUGCUUCUGUCUGACGUGGCAGUUCAACCAGUUCAUCCUACUAGUUCAAGCUCUCAUUGUUUACAUCCUGGACAUCGUCGACCUCUUGACGACAACGCAGGUGACCACCCUAUACCUGAUUCAGGUGAGCAGUCUGCUGAGCAUUUGGCUGCUGCAGUUCUGUAACUCCAUGAUCCUGGGAUCGCUGGUGCUCAGCUUCAUUGUUGCAGCGCUCUUCAUCAGACACUGCCAGCCUGAUCUGAAGACUGGAGGCCUGCUGGUUCGUCUGGCCAAAGUUCUCCUCCACAGCAUCCUUGUUCUCCUGCUUACCUUCAUCAUCAACUCCUUGACUAAGAAAGCGCUUCAGCUCAGAUCAGACGAGCACAUUUUCAAAUUCAUCAAGUCAAAGUUUGCCUUGGGGCCAACGAGGGACUUUGAUGCGAGUCUGUAUCUGUGUGAGGAGGCCUUUGGGCUGCUGCCACUGGACACUCUAGAGCGCCUGGCAGGCACCCUGCUGCUGUACCCAUACGUCCCCACUGUCCUGCUGCUCAGUGGCAUGCUGGCAGUGGCAGUGCUGCACAACCUUAGGUUGGGGGAAGAGAAGAGAGCAGCUGCAAGGGAACAGGUGGAGGCUUUCCGGCCAGAUGUGGCCUACAACCUGCUGCACUCUGUGCUCUACGGCCUCCUGGCUUUCAGCACCAUGAGAAUGAAAUACAUUUGGACAGGCCACAUGUGUGCGGUCGCGGCGUAUGGUGUGUGUGGGACAGACCUGUGGACUCUGCUUCUCAAAGCUCUCCGCUGCAACUCUAAAGUUCUGCUGCGGUUUAUCAGAUAUGCAGUUCCAGUGCUGAUGAUUGGCUGGCUGUAUUAUAAGUUCUGGCCUAAGCUGAUGGAGGAGCUAUCAGAGCUGAGGGAGUUCUAUGAUCCAGACACAGUGGAGCUGAUGACCUGGAUUAGCACGAAGACCCCGAAACAGGCCGUGUUUGCUGGAAGCAUGCAGCUCCUGGCCGGCAUCAAGCUGUGCACAGGCAGAGUUCUCACCAACCACCCACAUUAUGAAGAUAAAGACCUGCGGGAGCGGACCAGACAGGUGUACCAGGUGUAUGCUCGGCGGUCCCCAGAGGAAGUGUAUGACAUCCUGAGGGCGGUGGGGGCCGACUAUGUGGUUCUGGAGAACAGCAUCUGUUAUGAGCGGAGGCACCAGAGAGGAUGCAGACUGCGGGACCUGCUGGACCUGGCCAAUGGACAUAUCAUGGACGGACCAGGUGAGAACGAGCCGGACCUCGUCCCCGCCUCCCACCCUCGCUUCUGUGAGGCCAUCAAGACGGACGACGCGGCUUACAGCGCUCUGUUCACCAGGACAUUCCAGAACAAAACCUUCUACGUCUACAGGCUCAAGAAGAAGCGUAAGAAAAGCAGCAAAGCGUCCUCCGAGCCCGGCGUGAAGCAGUAGUGGGACCAGAAACACACAACCUCCCGACUUUUACUUUGAUGUUGCUUUGUUCUUCGCUAAGCAUGACCCCAUGAAUGUGGCGUCAACGCAGCAGGCGGGUGAAGUCCAGAGUUGCAUUUUGUUAUUAGCGGAGAGCUGAAGCAACUCUUAAAAAUGCUGCUGUUUGCUACUGAGAUCAUGUUUGUCUAAGAAAACAGAAAUUAUUAAAACAAAUGAAGAGUUUCUAUAUGACCACAAUAGAGCCCUGAAAGUCAAAACAUAUGGCAGUUAUGAUUUAUUUGAAGAUAGAUAGUUCAAGCAAUAUGAAAUAGAAUUAAAAAAAUGCAGGGUUUAACAAUUAGUUUUGUGGUGAUAGGAUAGAUUUGGCUACUUAUUCAGAGAUUGAUAGAGGAAAUCUUUUGGUUUAUUAGUUUCUUGGUUUGUGGAGCUGAGAUUUUAGAUUUUUUCUAAGGCAGCAAAGUUUUUCCACCAAGAACUGAAUCCUUCCAGGCCAUUCUCUGCCUGCCUCUCAUCUCAGAUGAUGUUGCCAUGUUCUACAAAGUGUCAAUGCUUACAUUAUGAAUCUUCACCAUAUCGGUUCAUCUAAAUAAUCUGCCUCAGUGUACAGCAGACCUGCUCACACCUAACAUCAGCAAAACCAUCAACCAGCUCUGUGAAUUAUUUAUUUAUAGAGACUAAUCUCUAUCGUACUGCUUCUAGGAGUUUUCAUGUAUAAAUCCCUAUCCCCUGUCGCCUAGCAACAAUGACAUUGCUAACUCAAACUGGGAAAAUGUUUUUCCUUUUCAAUUGAAUCAUUAAAUUACAUUUUUAUUAUUUUCCUUUUUUGCAAAAUCAAAUGACCUAAACCUAACAAUACAAUCGCUUUAAUCUUUCAUAUUUUAAAUCACCAGAUUUUUAUCUACUGUCAUAUAAAACUGUACUCCACUAUUGCACUUCCACUGUUCCGCCGUUGUUUCAAUAAAAAUCUGUUUGGCCGGGGGAGAAAAAAAGACACUCCAGACUCGUCCAUGAAAUUCAGGGGAACAAUUAGUGACUUGGAGGAGCCUGGGAGUUCGGACAGCCUUCAGAGGCUGACCUCAAAGGUCGCAGCCCUUAAAUUUGGACAUUUCACCAGGUGCAUUUUUGGGUCAGGGUUCCACUGAAAAGGGACAUGACAACAUUCGUUUCAAAACAAAUUAACGACACACAUGAAGGCAGACUUUUAACUCUGAUUGCUGAGCUAACUGGGAUCAUGCUAGCUACUUUAAAGAUGUCAUUUAAAGUUCUUGCCUUAAAAAGUAAAAAAAUACCCCCCAAAAAAUGUCACCAGCUCUUCUGUCAAAUUCCAAUUUAGAAAAUGUCGACAGUACAACUGAAAAAUGUUUUAUCACCACUAGAGUCAGAUUCACUCUUUAAAUACUGAAACACUUUCUUAAUCUCAGCCUCUGGCAGCCAAUCACAGUAUUGAUUAAAAUAUUUCACAGCAAAAUUGGAAACUCCUAAAAACACAUUUGACAUCUGAUGACAAAACUUCAGCAGCAGCAGCAAUACUCACAGAUAUAACAUACUACAGCAACAUAUAUCAAGAUUACAUAAAAACAUUUCUUAAGGUAAAAUCCACCAAACUAUUUAUCUUUGUGUUGUUUGUUUUUUUGGAUUGUUGAUAGUACAAUAGCACAAUUUGAACAAAUUGCCUUUCAUUUAUUUUUAAUUGUUUUCUUUUUGUUCAGAAAGGGCGAUAUUCCCAAAUUAAAUACAUCAUUAUAUAUACAUUAAGCAACACAUUGCAACUGCUGUGACACUAAAAUAUUUUAAUGACUAAAAUAUUUUUUCUUCCUGUCUGGUGGGAGAAAGAAAGUUAUGGCCAAGACUGAACAUCUGUGUGAACAACAUAUUUGUCAAAAAGGUAAACGUUGAGGAUAAUUAUUCUUUUUUCUGGUCACAUCUGAGGUCAGAGCAUCUUCUUGGAGAUAUUUGUGUCGCCUUUGUUGAUGUGAUUGCUGUCAUGUUUCUCUGUGUGACUCGUCAGCGGCCGCCUCAACCUUUCCACUGCCGUCGCUCCUGCAUACAAACACGCAUGAAUAAUGGAAGCUGUGAGGAAAUUGCAGCAGGCUGACAACCUCACUGAUUCCUCCCUCCAAUUUCCAAAUAAUUCGGAGGGUUGCAAGGUAUGGUAACACUCUCAGAUGAAACCCAGGAGGAGGAGGGUGGAAAAACAGACUCAUGUUAAAGAAAAGUGUAGAGAUGAGAGCAGAUCACAACUCGGAUCCAUAAUGAUCUUAAACCUUGUUUCCUUUAUCCUCUUGGUUUAAGGAAAGGCUCUGAUUGAAACUGAGAUGUAGAUGCCAGUCAGACAAGCUGGUGUGUGUGUGUGUGUGCGUGUGUGUGUGUGUAUCUCCUCACACACCAGCUUUCCAGUAUUUGUGUGCAUGUUAAUAGGAACGUCGCUCUUUGAUAAUUUACACUCUCCUGCUUUUGAAAACGUGUCGUUCAUUAACUCCCGUUGUAAUGCAUACCAAUCGGAUCAGCGGCGCUUGUUCUUCGUCUGUCCUGCCUUCAUGCUGGAUGUUUAAUUAAGUAGAUGUCGGAUCACUUUAUUUGAGAGGAAAGUGAUUCCAUUAUGUUUGCUUAAUAGGAGUAUACUAAUGUGAUAUUUUUGCAGCAUUAGUCAUUUCCAUACAUAUUGGGAUUGGUGGUUCUCUGUCGGGGUCCAUGGUGAUCGUUAACAAACAGGAUGAUUCCUGCUGAAGAACAACAGAGAAGCUCAGACAGUUUCCUGGCUGUUCGCUCCAGAAUCAGGUGUUGGAUGUGGAUCUGAAAACAGCAACAAGGUCAAUGAGCUGCUGGAUGAUGAUGCUCAGCAUGGCUGACAUGUCGGGGGCAGAAACUCAUGAAACACUAGAAUAUAUUUCUGAAACGGCUAUUUUAAUUUUCAGCUGGAGUGUUUUUUUGUUUUGUUUUUUUCUGAAUGAUUUGGGAAGCGUUGCUGCUCCAGAAUUAAUUAUAUUCUGAGUUUGUUUGGAGCAUCAAGCAUAAAGUUCACUGGUGAUGUUUUCAUCUAUCUAAACACGAGUACAGAUACGUACUGUCAGAUGUUCUAGCAUCUCAUUGGCCAAAUGGAUCAGGGCUUUGCUAAGCUAUUUAUUCAAUUUAAACAAACAUUUUUCUGUUGAAAUCAGGGGUCCCCAAAGUGGUUCCUGGAGGGCCGGCGUCCUGCAUGUUUUAGUUCUCUCCCUGAUUUAAUGCACCUGGAUCAAAUGACGCUCGUUAGAGGCCUCAGAAGAACCUUGACAUUCUGAAAAGGUUGUCACUACCACCAAGGAGAGAACUAACACAUGCAGGAUGCCGGCCCUCCAGGACCCACUUUGGAGACCCCUGGUUUAAAUCAUAAAAGUUAAUGCCAACACAAAGUCGUGUAUAAUUCAGAGAUGGACUGUAAACAAAAUGGGUUUCAACAUUUUGUAAAGAAACAAUUUAACUCCAGGUCUCUCAUAAGAGAUUAGAUACAGAUUUUCAUAUUGAUUUAUGUCUGGAUUUGACUAGACGUUAUUGAGCUGCUAGCAUGUUAUCCUGUUGAGCUUCUAGCAUGUCAUGACAGUCAUGAGGUGGUCUUUAGUCAGAGGCUUCUAGAGAGAUGUUGAAUGACUGACUGCUACUGGAGAUCCUUCCUGUCCACAUCAUCACCAAAUAUCAAAUAUUUGAUGUGAGUUCUGGCAACAAUUAAGUUUCCUUUGGGAGAAAUAAAAGCUUUUCUUUUAAUUGAAUGAGUCGAGACAAAAUGGCCAUCAAAUAUUGUUUUCUAUAUGCUGCAUCACGACUUUGUGUCGGUGUGACACACAAUCUUGAUAAAAUAAAUGAUCUCUGUUAUAACAGGCUUUGAAAAAAAUGAACUGAUGAAUCUCCAAGGAGCGACAGAGCCCUUCACCUUCACUACAUUUGUGUGGUGAUUUCCCUGUGGUGUGAUCAUGCAGUGUUGUGCCAAAUAUGAAAGUGUAAAAAAGGAGCAUGUGUAAGACGUUGGUCUUUGUCUCUUGGAUACAUUUAGUACAAACACAUCCGCCUGCAGGAAACUUUAAGGAAAUAUAACUCAGGACAUCCUCAGAAUGUAAGGACUGUAAUGACAACAUGGCGUCUGUUUCUGUGAAUGUUGAUUCCUGGAUCCACUCAGCUCACAUGAAGCCAGUCCUGCAGAAGUGGGUCAGUUGACUUUCGGUUCUUGUGCCAAACCUAUUGUUAUAGGAGAACUCUGUUAUUUUGUACGCUAUAUUAAACACAUCUAUGUUCCAAAAAACUUUGCUCAAUAAAAGUCCUCUCCGCC
Molecule: messenger RNA, 7651 nt
Organism: Poeciliopsis prolifica (blackstripe livebearer)
Lineage: Eukaryota; Metazoa; Chordata; Actinopteri; Cyprinodontiformes; Poeciliidae
Gene: dpy19l3
Product: dpy-19 like C-mannosyltransferase 3
Exons: 18
Coding region: 904-3354 (816 amino acids)
Cellular component (GO): nuclear inner membrane
Molecular function (GO): mannosyltransferase activity
Source: RefSeq, a predicted model, not a curated record